AUGUUUGCUAAGAGCAGUAGUAGUACUAUACAAGCAACAAUAAGGACAUUGAUGUACUCUCGUAUGAUUGGAGGGAAUGUUCGGGAUCAUUGUCUCAUGAUGAUGGGGCAUUUCAGUUGUACGGUGGUGAUGGGGGCUAAGUUGGAUGAAGAGGUGCAGAAUGACAUAAUCUUGGAAUCUCUACCUAAUAGCGUCAAUAAAUUCAAAUUAAACUAUGAUAUGCUUAAUAUGAAGCUUUCUCCUAUUGAUAUUAUGCAUCAGCUUGAGAGUGUUGAAAAGACUCUCGUGAAGCUAGUAGGUGCAUAUCAUGUUGAAGGUUCUUACAAACCUAAAGGACAACCUAAAUGUGGAAAGAAGAACAAAAAGUAG
This is a messenger RNA of Ziziphus jujuba (common jujube), 369 nucleotides long. RefSeq lists its product as uncharacterized. Bases 1 to 369 code for a protein of 122 amino acids. The record is from RefSeq and is a predicted model, not a curated record. The transcript has a single exon. Lineage: Eukaryota; Viridiplantae; Streptophyta; Magnoliopsida; Rosales; Rhamnaceae.